AUGGCGUCCACUGCUCCGGCCAGCGCCGCUCGCGGGCGACGCAACGCCAAAGCUGACGGGUUCCAGUGGGACAACCCCGGCGAAGAGCCAGUUUCCCCGAGCUCCCCCUCUCGCCGCCCUUCGUUCCUCCGCCUUUCCACCACCUCGACGAUCCUCCUGCUCUCCGCGAUCUUCGUCGCCGCUCUCCUUUUCAUCGGCUUCCGUAAUUUCCGCGUCGAGGCCCCCGCGCCGCGCUCCAGCGCGUCGCUAGGCUCGUUAGACGGCGAUUACGGAACUGGCGACGAUGACGGUUACGGCACAACAACCAACGCGGCAGGUUCCACGUGGCCGACCGGCAGCAAGUCGUCAAAACUGACGGCCACCGGAACGGGGGUUUCAGGAUCGUUCGGGUCUACCGGCUUGACGGAAAACGUUGGAAAGAAAACGUCGUGGGACGAAAUGUCGGAGGAUGAGGAUGACUUAGGAACCACCACGGGCUCUAGCUGGCCGAGCAAGAGUAGCUCCGCAAUCGGCGGCGGGUUUGGGGGCGGACUUGGCGCUUCGUCGAGCUGGAAGAAGGGGGUCGCAGGCAGGGGAAGCAGCGGGAACUCGUGGGGUGGCGGCGGCGCGGAUACGAUGGAUGAUGACGUGGACACGUUCUCGAGCAGCGCGAAAACCGCGGGAAGGUUUGGCGGCGGCGCGAUGGGUGAUCUGGGUAUGGGAGACGAUGAUGACGAUGGGGGGGCGUUGUAUCCGAAAGAGAAAGGCAGAGCGAGGCCAGGAGACCGGGAGACCGGGAGGGGUAUGGAGCUCGAAGGGUAUUCUAAAAGCACUGCUUCUGGUUAUGCGAAAGGCGCGGUGGGAUAUGGUAAAGGGACGACAGGGUAUGGUAAGAGCGGACGAGGCGGAGUCGCUUCGACGCGGAAAGGCGGUCGUGGUGAUGAUGAGGAUGACGUGGAUGAGGAGGAGGAUGACGUGGACGAGGAGGAUACCAGGAGCAGCAGAAAGAAGGGGAGGAAGGGGAAGAAAGCGAAGAGGAGCAAGAAGAAGAUCGGGAAAAAGACCAAGACGAGGGGAAAGACGACGAAGAAAACCACCAAGCGCAAAUCACGCAAAUACGGUAAAAAGAGCGGCAGCAAAAGCGGCGAAUCGGACUGGGAAGACGACGAGAGGUCGUUCGGUCCCCUGGGAAAAUGGGGACGGAAGAAGAAGAGCCGACGGAGCAAGGCAGCAGAGGAAGAGGAGGAGGACGAGGACGAUGACAGGGGCAGCAGCAGCAGAUAUGGCAGUUCGGGUAGUUCAGGAUAUUCGAAGAAGCGGGCCCGGGGAGUGGGGGGCUACGACGGGGACGCAGAUACCUCCGCGUCGUACAGACAGGGCGCGGAUCGCAUGGGGGGAAGCCGCGGGGAGCGCGGAGGGCGCGGUGGGCGCGGGUUUGACAAGGGGGGAGGUGACCCGCUGGACCAGGCUUGGGAUGACCUGGGGGGCGGGCGAGGGGGGCGGGGAGGACGCGGGUUUGGCCGGGGAGACGAUGACGCGGAGGCGGAGAUGGGGGGAGGCGGAGGCGUGGGCGCGCGGCAGCAACGGCAGGUGGGCGGACGAGGGGCGUACGGCGGAAGAGCAAGACAGAGGGGUGCUGACGUGGAUGAUUAUGGCGACGGCGGAAGGACUACAAGUGGCAACACGUGGGCGCGAGGGGCCAGCGCUGGCAGUGCCGCGGAGGACACGUGGCAAAGCGGGGGCAGGGGCGGCGGAAGGGGAGGAUGGGGGGGGGGAGCGGCGCAGCAGCAGCAGCAGCAGCAGCCGCGGGGGAUGGGGUGGGGAGGGGCAGAUGCGGGGAGCAACAGACUAGGAGGCAAUGGGGGCGUGGGAGGGAUGGGCAGGAUGGGAGCGGGAGCUGGGGGGGGGAGAGGAGCGGGUGGGAUGACUGGGGUGAAUGACAAUGAUGAGGAUGCUUAUAUCGGAGCAGCAGGGGGAGCAGCGGGGGGAGUAGCAGGGGGAGCAGCAGGGGGGGGCAGGGCGUUUGGGGGAGGCAUGGGGGGAGGUGCGGCUGCGUUUGGGGGAAGAGGGCGGAGCAGUGCUGGUGGCUUUGCAGGGGGAGCUCAGGGAGGUGCCAGGGGAGGGAGGGGAGGUAUGGGAGGUGGGUUUGGAGGGGGGUUGGGGCAAGGGGCGGAUGUAGACGGGGAGGAUGACAUGGGUAUGGGUGCAGGCGCUGCUGCUGGCCGUGGUGCAGGUAGCACUAUGGGUAACACGGGCGGAAUGGGCGCAGGGGGGCUCCCUGCAAGGGGGAGGAGCAGGUUAGGGGCCACGAGCGCUGGGUUUGGCGGAAUGGGGGGCAUGGGGAGCAUGGGGGGAGUGGGAAGGAUGGGAGGGAGUGCGUCUGUUGGUGCUGGCUCCGGUUUCGGUGCAGGUAUGGGUGCUGGGAUGGUGGGAGGGGCUGAAACAGAUGAGGACUAUGGACAGAGCGGUGGAGGUGGAUUGGGGGGAGUGGCAAGGGGAACUGCAGGGGCAGCAGGAGCAGCAGCAGCAACCAGAGGGUCAUUCCGUGGUGCUGCAGGGGCAGCAGCGGCUGGGAGAAUGGGUGGUGGGGGAAUCGGCACUGGGGGAAUGGGUGCGACGGGAAUGGGCGCAGUGGGGCUGGGUGGGGAAGAUGAGAUGGGUGGGGCAGAUGAGGAGGGAGGGAUGGCAGGCACAGGUGUUGCUGGGGGGGGCGGGGUGAUGGGUGGGAGGAUGGCUAGUGGAAUGGGUGGUAGUAUGGCUGGUGGUGUGGGUAGUGGUGUGGCUGGCCGUUUGGGAGGUAGGUCUGGGAGCCUCUGGCAGCAGCAGCAGACGCAGACGCAGAGGGGGCAGGUAGGAGGAGCUGGAGCAGGAGGGAUGUUUGGAGGGAGAGCAGGGCAGCAGCAGCAAGGUCUGGGUUUGGAUGGAGACGAGGAUUACUCUGCUGGCGCUGCUGGUGCUGCUGGCGCUGGUGGCGUUGGUGUUGCUGGUGGUGUUGCUGGUCGUGUUGCUGCUGGUGCUGCUGCUGCCACAGAUGAUUACAGCGAAGGCGUAGCAGCUGAUUCCGGCGCUGCCAUCAGCGGCACCGGCAGCAGCAGCAGCAGUGGAGCGAGUGGGAUGUUUGGGGCGAGAAGCAGAGCCGGAAGCAGCAGCUUUGGCACCGCCAGCAGCAGCUUCAGCAGGCGAGGCGGUGUGGCAACAGCAGAUCCGUAUGGGGAGGAGGAGGGGGAGGGCACAGGGGCUAAGGCAGCAGGAGACGCCUCAGCAGGGGAUGCUUUAGGCAUGGACGGUGGGAAUGGCAUGGAAAGUAUGGGCGGUACAGAGAGUGAGGGGUUGGGAGAGGAGGUGGAUGAGGAUGGAGGAGUGGGGUCCGGAAAGGCCGUGGUAGGAUCCAAGACAGGGAAGGGCGAAGGAGGAGACAGCUCCUCCUCUUCGUCUUCCUCUGUUGGUGGCGGUCUGUUUGGUUUUGUCUCUCGCAUGUUUGGUGGGGGUGGGAGCAGUAAAGCGCCCGGAAAGGCGGCAGGGGAUGGGGCAGGGGAGGGGGAGGAGGUGGAGGGGUUUGAGGCGGGGAAGAGCACGGCUCAGUCGGCAGUGGAAGAUGCCCUGAGGAGCACUGAGGAGGAGGGUGUGACUGGGGGAGGCUUUUCCAGGAGCAGGUUCGGCAGUAGCAGCAGCAACGGAGGGGAGGGUGGGGUGGAUGAUGACUACGGGUCAUCGUCUGCUGCUGCUGCUGCUGGCACUGCUGAUGCUGAUGCUGAUGCUGGUGAUGACGCAGACGCAGAUGCGGAUGUUGCAGUGGGGACAGCAGAAGGUUUCAACAAGGGCCGGUUUGUCCGGGGUGCUGCUGGUGGUGGUUCUGGUGCUGUUGGCAGGGGUGGCAUGGGUGAGGAGGAGGAUGAUUCAGAAGCUGCUGCUGCGCUUGGUGAUGUUGCAACUGGAGCCAGCGGUGGUGAUGCCUCAGAUUCCUCUGAUGCUUCUGAUGUGGAUGAGUCUGAUUCGCCUGCUGCAGCUUCUGGGCUUGGUGCUGCUGGUGCUUUUGGAGGGGCAGGGGCAGGGAAGGCCGGGCGGCUGAGUGGGAGACUCAGUGGGAGGUUGAGUGGUGCGAGUGGUGUGACAGGAAAUGCUGGUAGGGUGAAUGCGAGAGGAGCGGGAGGGAAGACGAGUGCAUUUGGAUUAGACGCAUCAGGAUUGGAAGGAUCGGAAUCAGCCGCUGGGGGAGUUGGUGGUCGUGGGGGGAUGGGAGGGGAGGGUGGUGAUGAGGAUGGCACAGGAGAAGGGAUGACGACCAUUCGGGCUACUAAGAAUGCGUUUUUGGGUAAAAGGCGGGCUAAUGUGGGUAGUGGUACGAGCUUGGGGGCAACCCAGGGUGUGGGGCUCGGAGGAGCGAGUCGUGUUGGCCGGGCAAGAAAGACGAGAGUGGGAGGAAUGACAUCACUAGGAAGAGCACAGAUGAAGGCUUCACAAGACGACGAUGAUGAGCUGUCGCUUUGA
This is a messenger RNA of Closterium sp. Naga37s-1, 4467 nucleotides long. The record is from the annotation of a GenBank genome assembly. NCBI's taxonomy places the organism in Eukaryota, Viridiplantae, Streptophyta, Zygnematophyceae, Desmidiales, Closteriaceae.